Messenger RNA from Aspergillus calidoustus, 1533 nucleotides. Lineage: Eukaryota; Fungi; Ascomycota; Eurotiomycetes; Eurotiales; Aspergillaceae. The record is from the annotation of a GenBank genome assembly.
AUGUUCCCGCUCUUUUCUCUAACUCUCAAGGCCCUGGGCCUCGCGGUGGCAAUUUUGACACUUUACUUCAUUUUCAAUGAGAUUGUCCGGUACAAGAAUCGCCUUAGCGGCCUCAAAGGACCCCGCGGCCUACCGUUAAUCGGCAGUUUACGAGAGAUAAACAAAGCUUUCUCUGCUGAGAAGUAUCGCCAAUGGUCUCUGACCUACGGCCCCGUCUACCAAGUGCGACUGGGCAACACCCCUAUCGUCAUUGUCAACGGCGCCGAAGAAGCCAAGACACUACUCUUGAACCAGAGCUCGGCAACUAUCUCGAGACCGCUGUUUCACGUCUUCCACAAGACGGUGAGCAAGAAUGUUGCUAGUAUUGGCACAAGCCCGUGGAAUGAGAGUUGCAAGGCUAGACGCAAGGUUGCGGCGGCCGCGUUGAAUAGGCCGAAGGUUGCUAGCUACGAGCCGAUGAUAUUGAAGGAAACGGCCGACUUCAUCUCGGCUCUAAGGGCAGAAUCCGCCGGGGGCACGAGGGAUGCAAACUUCUCAGCCGCCGUGCACCGGCUGUCUCUAAAUACGGUCAUGACGCUCAACUACGGGAUGAGGAUAGCCAAAACCACUGACCUCCAAGAGGACGCAUUCUACGCCGAAGUCGUCGCUGUCGAAAACGAAAUCUCCAAGUUGCGCUCCACAUCCCGCAACUUGGCCAACUACAUCCCUCUCUUGCGCUUUCUUGAACCAGUCUUCUGGCGCAAGUCCGCGGCACGCGCGGCACAGGUUGGCAAUAGACGUAUUGCGUAUAAUCAUGAGCUCCUUCGCCGACUGCAGGACGCCGUUGAUCGUGAUGCCGACGUGCCCUGCAUCCAGGGAAACGUCCUUCGCGACCCUGAAGCGGUCGGACUGUCCAACAAUGAGCUUCUGAGUAUUAGUUUCAGUAUGAUGGCAGGCUCGGAUAGCAGUAAGCCCACGAUUGGAUGGGCGUUCCUGCUCCUUGCGCAUCGGCAGGAUAUUCAAGUGAGAGCGUUUGAGGAAUUCAAGAGGACGGUCGGGGAUUAUAAUCCUGAGGUGACGCAGGACGUGGAAUAUAUUCUUGCGCUUGUCAAGGAGGUGCUCCGGUUCUAUACUCCAUUGCCAUUAGCUAUGCCCAGAGAGACAACUGCACCGGUUGUAUACAAGGACAUCACGAUCCCGAGUGGGACGAUAGUGUUCCUGAACGCUUGGGCUUGUAAUCACGACCCCACCCUCUUCGCCGACCCCUGGACGUUCACCCCCGAGCGCUGGCUCGACGAGUCAACAAAGCACGCACACCAGUUCGCCUUCGGAUACGGAUCGCGUAUGUGUGUCGCCAUGCAUCUCGCUACGCGGUUAGUGUAUACGGUGUUGUAUCAUACGAUCGCGAAUUUUGAGAUUCAUCCGUCGGAGGGCGCGAGUGAGGAUGAGUGGGAUGCUAUCAAGGGGAUUAAGGAUCCGACUGCGCUAAAUGCGAGUCCUGGUGGGGAGAGGGCGAGGUUUGUUCGCAGGGAGUGGGAAGCGAAGACGGGUUGA